UUCCUUCAGUAUUGGGAUUCACAAACACCUCCAAUGUUGGUCUCAUACGCUCCUGGGUUCUGUAACAACAUGGCUUCUCAGCAACAUGAUCCAUUUGUUGCAUCCCAGCAGGUCGCUGAGAAGGUCAUGAGGAGAGUCGAAAUUGCAAAGGUUGCUCGAAAUCUUCAAGACUGCCUGGCUUUUGCAAGUUUCAAAGCUCAACAUGGCUGGCAAGAUCGUACCCUCUCCAGCAUCGAGCCCGAAUUUGCCGACAAAUUGAAGAGAAAAAGACCGUCUCACGACGACCACCGUUCUGACGGAACUCUGGAUUCUGACGAUGACUUUGUCCCAACAUCUUCCAUUGCUACCAACCGUUUCUCCAAGCCUACCAAUGCCACCUUCAAGGUUCCUGAACACCCGUCGUUCCUGUCAAGAAAAAGAAUUCGCUCGUCUUCCAUUAACUUGGAAAGAUCUUCCCUCACCACAAGCUGGAAGCAAGACCACCACCUGGCUCAAUCUUCUCCCAUGCUAGGACGAACACAGUCAUUCCAAGGUGGUGGUAACUUCCGUCGAGACGUACUCGACCUCCCUCAUUCAUCUCAUGACGACUCUCCUAUGUUUGAUGUCACAUCUGACGACGACGAUGCCGAUCUUCCUGUGCCGUCCUUUUCUCACGAGCCUUCGAGCAGCAUUCUGUCUUCCUCCCCUCCAAGAACACCCCCUCCUGUCAGACGUAUGCACAAUGAUCGUGCAAAGAAAGCAGGUGCCGACGCCCUCAUCUUCCUCGCCAACUCCCCUUCACGUUCCCCAGCAGGCCACUCCAGCCGCCCUUAUCUUUCGAGAGAGCCACCCUCGACACCACCUUCCCAACACUCGCAUCUUCCCUCAUCUGUCAUGAACACACCAGGAUUGAAUAUGGGUCUUUUCAAUGGAGCUCUACAAACCCCUGGUCAGAAUUUUAACCUGGCCGACUUUUGUAACGUCACUCCAUCCCCUGCUCAAGCACAUUGGGGCGGAAGAACACCCAACCUAGCAAAGACCCCAAGCCGCUUUGCCAGGAGAUCAUUGAAUUUUGACAACAUGCAACCCGGCAACGGCAGUCCAACAAUGUCACGCAAAAAUCCUACGAGUCACGGUCUCGCACUUCAACUCGGAGAUGAACUGAUCCCGAGAUCCUAGCAUACAUUACGAGAACCCAAACCUACUUCUGUCGAGCAAUCGACAUGGUUAUGAAGCUUCAAAAACUCACGACACACUCACACACCUGACUUGUGUCUGACGACCUACUCGAAUGAUACGAAUAGCAUACAACGAGGUUUUGUUUUUAUUACAACGAACAGCAACGACCAGAAGGAGCACAAGGGAGAAGGAGUAUUGACUGUUUCGAGAAAAAUGGUCUUUGAGUGCCCAUCAAGGAGCAUCAUGGAGCUGGCUUCGGUGUGGGAUUGGGACAGGCAGGCUGGUAAGGAGCGUGGAAACAUGGGGCACCAACGGCCGAACUUGUCACUGUCUAUUACUGUUUGAUUAACCGUUUGCCUCUCUGCCCGCACAUCCAUUAUUGUCUGCGAGUCUGAUCACGGGUUGAACAAGGUUCAAUUGUCCCCACCAACAUUAAUUGCAGCAAGGUUACGAAAGGGAGCAUGAAUUCGGUUGCUGUUUUUGCAAGAGGUACUAGGUAGUUUACAACCCAAGAGAGCUGUAGUACAAAUAACACGAUGAACCAA
Messenger RNA from Exophiala mesophila, 1703 nucleotides. RefSeq lists its product as uncharacterized. Bases 34 to 1158 code for a protein of 374 amino acids. The record is from RefSeq and is a predicted model, not a curated record. NCBI's taxonomy places the organism in Eukaryota, Fungi, Ascomycota, Eurotiomycetes, Chaetothyriales, Herpotrichiellaceae. The transcript has 2 exons.